This is a messenger RNA of Setaria italica (foxtail millet), 723 nucleotides long. Its product is annotated as 60S ribosomal protein L34. Gene Ontology annotation, molecular function: structural constituent of ribosome. The coding region runs from base 85 to 444 and encodes 119 amino acids. Gene Ontology annotation, cellular component: ribosome; cytosolic large ribosomal subunit. The transcript is spliced from 4 exons. The record is from RefSeq and is a predicted model, not a curated record. Gene Ontology annotation, biological process: translation; ribosome biogenesis. NCBI's taxonomy places the organism in Eukaryota, Viridiplantae, Streptophyta, Magnoliopsida, Poales, Poaceae.
CACCAAGUUUAUUCGCCCAGGGUUUUAGCCGCCGCCGCCGCCGCUUCCCGAGCAGAGAGAGAGAGAGAGAGAGAGGUCGACGCCAUGGUGCAGCGGCUCACGUACCGGAAGCGGCACAGCUACGCCACCAAGUCCAACCAGACCAGGGUCGUCAAGACCCCAGGAGGGAGGCUUGUGUACCAGUACACCAAGAAGCGGGCGAGCGGGCCCAAGUGCCCGGUCACCGGCAAGAAGAUCCAGGGGAUACCUCACCUGAGGCCUGCUGAGUACAAGAGAUCCAGAUUAUCCAGGAACAGGAGGACCGUGAACCGUCCUUAUGGUGGUGUUCUGUCUGGUCAGGCUGUUAGGGAAAGGAUCAUCCGUGCUUUCCUUGUUGAGGAGCAAAAGAUCGUGAAGAAGGUUCUUAAGAUCCAAAAGACCAAGGAGAAGACGACUUCAAAAUGAGACGGCAAAAUCUUUCUAUACCCAUGAGAACUUUUUGGAGGACGGUGGUGAUCAAUGCUUAGUCAAAAAUCCUUAUCGGUAUGCUAGGCUGGUGGUUUCUGAAUCUAGCUAGAGAUUGUGAUCAAUUUUCCAUGUUGUCGGGAUGGAAGUCUAGACAUCUUCUCCCAUGUUCUGAUCCUUGUGGUUGGCUACUAGUUAUAUAUCAACAGAUUUUCAGUGCUUUCUGAGCAUUAUUUGUGCCCCUCUGUUCUUGAAAAAGAAUGUUCUACAUAUGUUGCA